Amaranthus tricolor (Joseph's coat) is the source of this 815-nucleotide messenger RNA. Its product is annotated as 60S ribosomal protein L35a-3-like. The transcript is spliced from 5 exons. Gene Ontology annotation, cellular component: ribosome; cytosolic large ribosomal subunit. The coding region runs from base 208 to 549 and encodes 113 amino acids. Gene Ontology annotation, molecular function: structural constituent of ribosome. Lineage: Eukaryota; Viridiplantae; Streptophyta; Magnoliopsida; Caryophyllales; Amaranthaceae. Gene Ontology annotation, biological process: cytoplasmic translation; ribosomal large subunit biogenesis. The record is from RefSeq and is a predicted model, not a curated record.
CCCAAGCCCCCAAUAACUCUGAACCCAGCGUAUCCAGCCCAAAACUCAACCAGUUUGACCCGACUCAUUUACCCAUUAACCACCUUCAUCGAGCAAAACCCUAAAACUACAUACCUCAUAUAAACGUCAAGUUUUCUGCAUCCGCUUAACCCUUUGUGUGAACUUCAGUCAUCUCUUUCUCCGAGGCUCAACCACAGCAAAUCCAAAAUGGUGAAGGGUAGUCGUCAAGGAGAACGCGUCAGGCUCUAUGUCAGAGGAUCAAUUCUCGGCUACAAGAGGUCGAAAUCGAACCAAUACCCAAACACUUCAUUGAUUCAAAUUGAGGGAGUUAACACUCAAGAAGAAGUUGCCUGGUAUUUAGGGAAGAAAUUGGCAUACAUUUACAAGGCUCACACUAAGAAGAACGGUUCACACUAUCGUUGCAUUUGGGGAAAGGUCUGCAGACCUCAUGGUAACAGUGGUGUUGUUCGUGCUAAGUUCAAGUCCAACCUUCCUCCAAAGUCUAUGGGUGACAAAGUCAGAGUCUUUAUGUACCCCAGCAACAUUUAAGAGGCUAUAUAUGCAAUAUGGUGAACCCAUGAAUUGUGGACUAGUGCUAGCUAUUCACUGGGGAGAUCCAAGAAGAGCCAUUUUCCUUUAUUUAUCUAGCUUGUAGGAUUGUGUUAAAGUUUUCUUGGUUCUGAAACCUGAACAUUUGGAUCUAAUGUUACUAGUUUGAGUAUACUGCUUGUUUUUUGUUCGAUAUUAAAGAGUGAUUUUCCAUGAUCAUUUUAUAUUCAAGUUUCAAUUUACUUUCUUAUGUUGAACUCCACCUA